GACUUAGAGGUUACCAUCAAAACUAACUCGCAUUUCCUCCUCCAAACCCCAAAACCCUCGAUCGUUCCUCCAUCUCCAUUUCCUCUCUCUCGAAAACUUAAAAAAAAUGAGGAAUUCAAUGUUGAGGUCCAUCAAAUCCCUAACCACCUCCCCAUCUUCCCACGUCCUCCGCCGUGGCUACGCCUCUGAGGCCGUCCCCGAACGCAAGGUCGCCGUCCUCGGUGCUGCCGGAGGAAUCGGUCAGUCACUCUCUCUUCUCAUGAAACUCAAUCCUCUCGUCUCCAACCUCGCUCUCUACGAUAUCGCUAACACUCCCGGUGUCGCUGCCGAUGUCAGCCACAUCAACACCAGAUCUGAGGUUGUUGGGUAUGCAAGUGAUGCUGAAUUGGGGAAAGCCUUGGAGGGAGCAGAUGUUGUAAUCAUUCCAGCUGGUGUGCCAAGGAAACCUGGAAUGACCCGUGAUGAUCUCUUCAACAUCAAUGCUGGGAUUGUAAAGGGUCUCUGUGAAGCAAUUGCUAAGCACUGCCCUAAUGCACUUGUUAAUAUGAUCAGCAACCCAGUGAACUCAACAGUUCCUAUUGCCGCUGAGGUUUUUAAGAAAGCAGGAACCUAUGACCCGAAAAGGUUGUUUGGUGUGACUACCCUUGAUGUUGUUAGGGCCAAAACUUUCUAUGCUGGAAAGGCCAUGGUGCCAGUUGCAGAGGUUAAUGUACCAGUUGUUGGUGGUCAUGCAGGCAUAACCAUUCUCCCACUAUUUUCACAAGCCACACCAAAAGCCAAUUUAUCAGAUGAAGUGAUUACUGCUCUUACAAAGAGAACUCAAGAUGGUGGGACAGAAGUUGUGGAAGCAAAGGCUGGAAAGGGCUCUGCAACUUUGUCAAUGGCCUAUGCAGGAGCCAUUUUUGCUGAUGCUUGCUUGAAGGGGCUCAAUGGUGUUCCAGAUGUGAUUGAAUGUUCAUUUGUGCAAUCAACUGUCACUGAACUACCUUUCUUCGCAUCCAGGGUGAGGCUUGGAAAGAAUGGCGUGGAGGAAGUUCUAGGGUUAGGUCCUCUCUCUGACUUUGAGAAGGAAGGUUUAGAAAAGUUGAAGCCUGAGCUCAAAUCAUCUAUUGAGAAGGGAAUCAAGUUUGCCACCCAGUAAUUUUAGUACUGAUUUUUGGCCGGCGGUUAUUUGCUUGAGUCAAACACAUGCGAACUUUGCAUUUUUUCAGUGUUGUCUUUGCAGCUGCCGGCAGCACCGGCUUUAGCUUUUUCGGGUAGAAGAGGCUCAUAAAUUUAAUUUUUAUCAAUAAUACCCUGUGACUUUUAUAGGAGGUGUUUGGUACCCGGGAGAGAAUAAGAUUUUUUUAGUUUGUGUUAAA
Populus trichocarpa (black cottonwood) is the source of this 1361-nucleotide messenger RNA. RefSeq names its product malate dehydrogenase, mitochondrial. Gene Ontology annotation, biological process: malate metabolic process; tricarboxylic acid cycle. NCBI's taxonomy places the organism in Eukaryota, Viridiplantae, Streptophyta, Magnoliopsida, Malpighiales, Salicaceae. Bases 107 to 1141 code for a protein of 344 amino acids. Gene Ontology annotation, cellular component: mitochondrion; cytoplasm. Gene Ontology annotation, molecular function: L-malate dehydrogenase (NAD+) activity. The record is from RefSeq and is a predicted model, not a curated record. The transcript is spliced from 7 exons.